AUGGCCAACCAGUCGCGGAAAACGAGUGGCCUAUGCCCCCCAAAUUCUGCGACAUCUCAGAUGUCACAUCUUGAGUUUAAGAAUGGCGAAUCAGUCGUGGAAAUCGAUGGUUUCUGCGACAUGUCAGAUGUCAGAAUGGCCAACCAGUCGCGGAAAACGAGUGGCCUAUGCCCCCCAAAUUCUGCGACAUCUCAGAUGUCACAUCUUGAGUUUAAGAAUGGCGAAUCAGUCGUGGAAAUCGAUGGUUUCUGCGACACGUCAGAUGUCAGAAUGGCCAACCAGUCGCGGAAAACGAGUGGCCUAUGCCCCCCAAAUUCUGCGACAUCUCAGAUGUCACAUCUUGAGUUUAAGAAUGGCGAAUCAGUCGGGGAAAUCGAUGGUUUCUGCGACGCGUCAGAUGUCAGAAUGGCCAAACAGUCGCGGAAAACGAGUGGCCUAGGCCCCCCAAAUUCUGCGACAUCUCAGAUGUCACAUCUUGAGUUUAAUAAUGGCGAAUCAGUCGUGGAAAUCGAUGGUUUCUGCGACGCGUCAGAUGUCAGAAUGGCCAAACAGUCGCGGAAAACGAGUGGCCUAUGCCCCCCAAAUUCUGCAACAUCUCAGAUGUCACAUCUUGAGUUUAAGAAUGGCAAAUCAGUCGUAGAAAUUGAUGGUUUCUGCAACAUGUCAGAUGUCAGAAUGGCCAAACAGUCACGGAAAACGAGUGGCCCAUGCCCCCUAAAUUCUGCAACAUGUCAGUUGUCAUGA
Messenger RNA from Cylindrotheca closterium, 744 nucleotides. The record is from the annotation of a GenBank genome assembly. Lineage: Eukaryota; Bacillariophyta; Bacillariophyceae; Bacillariales; Bacillariaceae.